GUUCGCCCGCACCCAGGUCUGACCGGGUCUCGCUUUUCUCGGAUGCCUCGCACCCGAGCCCUGUGCCCGUUUGCCUCGCAGAGCUCGCAGUCUCCUCCCCCCUCUCUCUCACCAACAACCACGGCCUCACCGUACCAUGCCCACCCCCUCCUCCGUCUCCGAUCUCUUUAGAUCUCCACCGCCCUUCUUCUCCCUCCCGCUCUAAAACCCCAUUUUUUUCCAGCCAAAGGGUCCAAAUUAUUGUUUAAUAUCGUUGAAUAAGAUGAUGGGUCCGGAGACCCACCCCGGGUUUGGAUCACCGCCCCGGGAGGAGAUGGAGAGCCUCGCCCUCUCCGACUACGGCAGCGCCAUGUCCUCCCGUCUCUCCGCGGUCGCCACCGCAGUUGACGGCGGCGAUCCCCCCCUCUCCGCCGCCGCCUCCUCCUCCUCCUCCUUUCUCGAUCCCCCCUCCUACUCUAACGUUGUUUUCAGGUCCCUCGACGGCCAGAACGACGCCACCCCCGACCGUCCCUCCCUCUGCCGCGACUUCCCUUCCCACAGAUCCGACCGCGCCGCUGCCUCCGAGUACGCCAGUAUCGCCGUCUCCGAUCCCCAGAAGGAGCAGGAUGCCGUCAACUCCCUCGUCCCGGGCGGCGGUGCCUACGUCACUUACCUCAUCACGUCCCGGACCCGCGCCGGCGGGGCGGAGUUCCGCGUCCGGCGGCGGUUCCGCGACGUGGUGACCCUCGCUGACCGCCUCGCCGAGGCCUACCGGGGGUUCUUCAUCCCGCCGCGGCCCGACAAGAACGUGGUGGAGAGCCAGGUGAUGCAGAAGCAUGAUUUUGUCGAGCAGCGGCGAUCUGCCCUCGAGAAGUACCUGUGGAGGCUGGCGGUGCACCCGGUGAUCGGGAACAGCGACGAGCUUCGGGUGUUCCUGCAGGUUCAGGGGAAGCUGCCGCUGCCCACGAGCACCGAUAUGGCCUCGAGGAUGCUGGACGGGGCCGUGAGGCUGCCGAAGCAGCUGUUCAGGGAGGGACAGGCAGGAUAUGUCACGCCGCAGGAUGCGGUUCAGCCGGCAAAGGGGGGAAGGGACCUGCUGAGGAUAUUCAAGGAGCUCAAACAGUCAGUAGCGAAUGAUUGGGGAGGCGCAAAGCCUCCGGUGGUGGAGGAGGACAAGGAAUUCUUGGAAAGGAAAGACAGGAUGCAGGAUCUAGAGCAGCAGCUCAGCACAGCCUCCAAGCAGGCUGAGGCACUUGUUAAAGCUCAACAGGAUAUUGGUGAAACAAUGGGAGAAUUGGGAUUGGCAUUCAUCAAACUGACUAAGUUUGAGAAUGAGGAAGCUGUAUAUAAUUCUCAGAGAGUACAAGCUGCUGAUGCCAAAUGUGUAGCGACUGCUGCUGUAAAAGCAAGCAGAUUAUAUCGAGAAUUAAAUGCUCAAACAGUCAAACAUCUGGACACUCUGCAUGAAUAUCUAGGGCUGAUGUUAGCUGUUCACAGUGCAUUCUCAGACCGGGCCAGUGCACUGCUGACUGUACAAACACUGAUGUCAGAUUUGUCUUCCUUGAACACAAGGAUUGAGAAACUUGAAGUUGCAUCCUCAAAGAUAUUUGGUGGUGACAGAUCGAGAAUGCGAAAAGUGGAAGAGCUGAAAGAAACUAUCAGAGUUACUGAAGAUGCUAAAUAUUGUGCAUCAAGAGAGUAUGAAAGAAUCAAGGAAAAUAACCGGAGUGAACUUGAGAGAUUAGACAGAGAAAGGCAUGAUGAUUUUCUGAGCAUGCUGAAGGGUUUUGUAAUAAAUCAGGUUGGUUAUGCAGAGAAAGGUGCGAAUGUUUGGGCAGCGGUGGCGGAAGAAACAAGGGGGUACGCUCGAGAGAAUAACAAGACUUAAAAUGUGACUUAAAAUGUAAAUCGAAGUGUUUUUCUAGCCGAACCAACUACUCUUAAACAGAUUUUGGUGAAGUUUUUUAUUUUAUUUUAUUUUACUUCAUUCCGUUACUUUGGGUAUAUGGUUCUUUAGCCCUCUUUUUUUCUUUAGGGGGAGGGUGCUGUUACAAGAAAUGAUUGUGAAUGCAUAUUUUAACAGUUGGAAGGAGUUAUUGUUGACCUACAAAA
Messenger RNA from Phoenix dactylifera (date palm), 2091 nucleotides. RefSeq names its product sorting nexin 2B-like. Gene Ontology annotation, molecular function: phosphatidylinositol binding. Lineage: Eukaryota; Viridiplantae; Streptophyta; Magnoliopsida; Arecales; Arecaceae. The record is from RefSeq and is a predicted model, not a curated record.